AUGCUUUCGUGGAAGUCACUGAGUUUGUUUCUGGUGCUAGCAGUGGUUACCACCAGUGCUCUGAACGAAAUGAAACUAGAAGCUGAGGAUGUCGCAACAGAUGCUUCCUACAUUAACAGAUUCUACAUGAGAUCAAACGCCAGUGGUGAAAGAACUAUCUUAGUUCGAAACUCCCAGUCACUGUAUGCUUUGAUUUGUAUCCAGGAUCAGCAGGAUUUUCAACUAGCUGAUAUUGUCUACUCAACUGAUGGAUUUUCUGAGCCGCUCAAUGUAUAUCUGAAUGAUAACAUCAUUGGAAUCUUCGUGACUCACCAAGAGCAAGGAAAUGGCCAUCUAUGGAACGAGUUUCACCACACUGGUCCAGUUAGUCAGGAAAUCAUGUUACCACCUGGACAGCACAAUAUCAGUAUCGUUCUGGAACAACCAGAUCCACGAGGUGCUGAAAUAGAUUACCUACUACUGGCGUUCUCCGACAGUGCCACAGUAGACCAGAUCCUGUGUCCAUACCACGAAUACUCCAACCUUCCAGGGGUAGGAGAUCAAACGAGGCAAGCUGGACCUGUUUAA
Messenger RNA from Lottia gigantea (owl limpet), 567 nucleotides. RefSeq lists its product as hypothetical. The transcript has a single exon. Lineage: Eukaryota; Metazoa; Mollusca; Gastropoda; Lottiidae. Bases 1 to 567 code for a protein of 188 amino acids. The record is from RefSeq and is a predicted model, not a curated record.